This is a messenger RNA of Etheostoma spectabile (orangethroat darter), 6564 nucleotides long. RefSeq names its product calmodulin regulated spectrin-associated protein 1b (gene camsap1b). Gene Ontology annotation, molecular function: microtubule minus-end binding; calmodulin binding; spectrin binding. Gene Ontology annotation, biological process: neuron projection development; cytoplasmic microtubule organization; negative regulation of microtubule depolymerization. Bases 432 to 5117 code for a protein of 1561 amino acids. The transcript is spliced from 19 exons. Lineage: Eukaryota; Metazoa; Chordata; Actinopteri; Perciformes; Percidae. The record is from RefSeq and is a predicted model, not a curated record. Gene Ontology annotation, cellular component: microtubule minus-end.
GAAGUCUGGGACGAAAAUUACAUUUCUAUGGGCAGAGCGCGAACACACCGCUGGUUCUUGCUGAAUAGUCCGAGUCAUUUAAAUAUGUGUUUAUCUGAUAACCAACAUGAGGCGUCUCGUACAAAGAUAUAUUUUUAAACGGAACAGCCUAUGUAUGUCGUGUUUCUACAUUGGUGAGCCCUCCAUUUUCUGCUAAAAGCCUGCCGUGGAGCGGUUGUCAGACAGGCCGCGAAUCGGGUCUUGUUGUUGGGAGGAGACCAUCCAGAAUCGCCUCCCUGCUAACGUUAGCAACUAUUAGCUGGCUAAGAUGCGCUGUUGCUGCUGGUGUAUUUUCUACACGGCAGGCCAAUGUAAAGCGAGGCAGGUCCUUGGAUAAUUAUUUACCCCGACAAAACUGAAGGGUGACUUGGAGAUACACCACACCUUUCAAGAUGGAUGUUGAGUUGUGUGCUGGCGGGGACAGUACGAGGAGAAAAGUGGAUCUGGCUGGGGUUGCAGAAGGCACAAUAGACGUUGUACCACUGGAGAUGUACGAUUCCGCCAGAGCAAAAAUAGCUGCCAACCUGCGGUGGCUGUUUGCCAAAGCCUAUGGCAUUGAUCAUAUUCCAGAAGAUCUAAGGGACCCAUUCUACACAGACCAGUACGAGCAGGAACACAUCAAGCCGCCUGUCAUCCGCCUGCUGCUGUCCUGCGAGCUUUACUGCCGUGUUUGCGCCCUCAUCCUUAAGACGGAGCAGGCAGCGUCUCUUCAGUCCCACAUGUCCGUCAUCCAGUCUCUGUCCAGAAAGGGCAUUUAUGUUGUGGAAAGUGACGAUACACCUGUCACAGAUGAAGACCUUGCCUGUGUGCCCAUCAAAAUGAGUGCUCACAUGCCCAUGAUCGAUGCCCUGAUGAUGGCUUACACAGUGGAGAUGAUCAGCAUUGAGAAAGUGGUGGCUUCUGUCAAACGCUUCUCUACCUUCAGUGCCUCCAAGGAGCUGCCCUUUGAUCUGGAGGACGCUAUGGUCUUCUGGAUCAACAAGGUUAACAUGAAGAUGAGGGAGAUUACAGAAAGGGAGCACAAAGUCAAACACCACCCGUUGGAGUCCCCCAGCCAUCAAAAGUCUCCCUCCAAAUGGUAUUGGAAGCUAGUCCCUGUACGGUAUCGUCGGGAGCAUGCUUCAGGCCGACAGCUGCCCUUCUUCCCUCUGCUGGAAGACCUGAUGAGGGAUGUUUGUGAUGGAGCUGCAAUGCUCACUGUGGUAAACUACUACUGCCCAGACCUCAUGAAGCUGGAGGAUAUUUGCCUGAAGGAAGUCCCCUCGAUCGCUGAUAGCCUGUACAACAUCCGGCUACUCAAAGAGUUUUCCAAUGAGUAUCUGAAUAAAAGUUUCUAUCUGACAACGGAAGACAUGCUCUACUCGCCGCUGGUGCUCAAGCACAAUGUGAUGGUGUUCAUUGCUGAACUCUUCUGGUGGUUUGAGACUGUCAAGCCAGAGUUUGUCCAGCCCAGAGAUCUCCAAGAGUUUAAAGAUGCUCGAGCCAUAGCUCAGCCCAAGAGUGCCCGUCCAUCAGUGCCUAUUUCCAAUGCCACCAAGCGCAGCUUCCUGGCCAGCCCUGGUGUGGCCGAUAACCAUAGCAGUCCUGAAGUCUGUAACAGGUACUUCCUGCACCCUGAAGACACUGACCCCCUUAAAGGGGGUCCAACAUUCAGUCCUUCCCACCCACUCCUGCCUCUCCGACAGAGGCAACAAAAGCAGCAAGGAGAAGAUGUUUCAGGUCUUAGAAACCGCUCCAACUCCCUGACUCAAAUGGACGGACAACCCAGAGGCUCUGUUGUUGCAUGGCCCGACAAGAGGCAAAGACCACUGUCUACAUUGAGCCCCUACAUGUUGCUAUCAGCCACAGACAGUGAUGCAGACAUUGCUUCUGGUGACAGUGUGAGUCUGGCUCGCUCCAUAAGUAAGGACAGCUUGGCGUCCAAUGCCAUAAACGUCACACCCAAACACCAGAUAUCUGUCCACCAACCAUCACAGGCUGCAAUGCGCAGAGUCAACGGCCACAGCCUCCUGGGCAAUGUCAACGUUGAGGACGAGGAAGAAACCCUGGUGUCAGUUGCCAGAAGUGAUGUUCCCGUCAUUGCCAAACGUGUUGACGGGACGCAAGUAACUGCCACCGUAGGACCCAAAUCUUUUACUGAGUCCAAACCUGACCCAGAUAGCUUUUACCUAGAACCACUGAUGCCUUCUGUGAUGAAAACAGCUAAAGAGAAGUCUGUAUGCCUAAACAAGGAGGAGGAGAGUGGUGAGGCGCCCCACUCUUCAGGAAGGGGCUCUCUACGCCGAGGAGAUGGAUCUACAUCGGCCGUUCGUAGGAAAGCUCCCUGCAGCUUGAACCAUACCUUUACUCCUCCGGGUGAGCAGGUAGACUUGUCAGAGGAGCCUCAACAGGGUCAGGCGGAUUUCAGCCCAAUUGUUACCAGCAGUGUUGACCCCUCAUCCAGAGAGCCAGCUGGGGGUUACUACCUUCAUUCAGAUUCUGAAGAACCAAAGUCUGACCAGGGCCUGGAUGCUGAGCUUGAAGACAUGGAUGAAGAGGAUCUGGAUGAAGCUUUUACCACUAAAGACCCCAACUGGCACAGGAAGACCUUCAAUAAAGAAGAAGAAGAAUCAGCCAAACUCCAAGAAGACAUGAAUGUGAAAGAGCAUGAGGACAAAGACAUGAAUGGUGGCAGCGGUCGCUCCAGCCCCUGUCUCAGUGCUCAGUCCCAGGCAAGCAGCAUGGCCAGUGGCAGUGUACGCAUGACCUCCUUUGCUGAGCGCAAAGCCCAGCAGCAGCGCUUUGGCAGCAACCACGACCUACGCUCCAGUGCCUCCAGCUCCCAAAGGACCACUCCAGAUGGGUCAGAGAGCAGCGGACCUCUGUCUUCCUCCUGGAGGCUUAAAAGGGACCAGAGCCCCUCCUCACCCUUGGGAGGGUGCACUCGUACUGGUGAUGGUAGCGGUGGUUCUAAUAUACUGGCUUCUGAGAUUGUCCAGCUCCGUAUGCAGCUGGAGGAGAAACGACGUGCCAUUGAGCACCAGAAAAAGAAGAUGGAAGCGCUGUCAGCAAGACAGAGGCAGAAGCUGGGAAAGGCAGCCUUUCUGAACAUUGUUAAGAAAGGUGGAGGCAAGAGUGACACUUUACCCAACACACUUAAAGCUGACAUGUCUAAGGACGAGCUCAAUGGGGAGAAAGCACCGUCAAGUAAAGAUGAUAUGUGUGUUGAUGCCAUCAGAGGGGACAAAGUGGUGGCGGCAUCUAACCUGCCAGGUGCCUUAAAAGCAGACAAGAAAGGGACAAGCGGUAGCUUCUAUUUAGAAGAAGAGUUGGACCUGAAUGAGUGCAGCCGCUCCAUCGAUCUGUUGAACGACGCUAUCGGCAGUAUCCAGCAACAAAUGAUGCAACUGUCACUGCAGCAGGAGAUGUUGAUGAAACAGAAUGUACAGUCCCCCUCUGGUGCAACUCCACCUCCUUCUGUUACCAGCGGCAAAAAUGGUGACUCAAAGGCGGGGGCAAGUUUUCACUUUGUGGAGCACCUCUCUAACACUGGCACCGCUCCCACCAGGAAACCCCCCAAACUGAGCUCGGGCCGGGGCUCCAGGUCCAAACCAUCAGAGCUAAAGGUAUCCAAGGAGCAGAGCUGGCAGGCCUCCAGGACCCUCACCCCCAUCCAGAGUGGGUCAGAUACAUUACCACACCUAAGGCAGUUAGCUGGGGGCAGGUCCCCCAGGGCCGACCAAGUUGACAGCCUCAGAAACCCCACAGCAGGAGAGACAAUCGACAGGCCAGGCCACGUUCGUAGUGUCAACUUCCGCCUUCACGACGAGGCAAACAUGCGCCUGCCAACCCGCGUGGACCUGAAGGCAGUGGCUGUCCCAGAAGUGUCCUUUGACGAGUGCCUGUCCAGCACCCUUAGAGAGUCUGAGCUCAACUCCUCAGACGGUUCAGGGAAAGAGAAUAUACCAUCAGACGAGGUGCAGCGCAACAAAUCACACCUAAUUGAGGUCGAUCUGUCAGAGCUGAAAGCCCCGGAGGAAGAGGAGGCUGCUGAGGACACGACGACAGAAGGAGUUGAUGGAGAGCAGAGGUCAGGCAUGGGCUUCUUCUUCAAGGAUGAGCAGAAGGCGGAGGAUGAGCUUGCUAAGAAGAGAGCAGCGUUCUUGCUGAAGCAGCAGAAGAAAGCUGAGGAGGCUCGACUCCGUAAACAACAACUAGAAUCAGAAUCGGAGCUGAAACGAGACGAAGCCAGACGGAAGGCCGAGGAGGACCGCUUGCGUAAAGAAGAGGAGAAGACACGGCGGGAGCUGAUAAAGCAGGAGUAUCUGCGGAGAAAGCAGCAGGAGAUGUUGGAGGAACAAGGUCUUGUGAAGCCAAAAACCCCCAAACUGAAGCAGAAACACAGACCCAAGUCUGUGUUCAGAGAGGAAUCCUCCAGUGAUCAUUUCUCAAAGGGCUCUUCCACACCUGACAACCUGAGCAACGCCCAAUCAGGCUCCAGUCUGUCUCUGGCCUCAGCUGCGACCAACGAGGCUGACAGCGUCAACUCAGGAGGGGCUGGCUCUCAGCGCUGUGACUCUGUGGAGUCGUUUCCAGGCACCCGUAAUAACAGUCGAACUGCCGAAAGAGACUGGGACAACGGCUCCACUGCCUCUUCCAUCGCUUCCAUGGCUGAAUAUACUGGUCCCAAACUAUUCAAGGAGCCCAGCUCCAAGUCGAAUAAGCCAAUCAUUCACAAUGCAAUCUCCCACUGCUGCCUGGCAGGAAAGGUCAAUGAGCCUCAGAAGAACCAGAUCCUAGAGGAGUUGGACAAGUGCGAGUCCAACCACCUGAUGAUCCUGUUUCGUGACGGUGGCUGCCAGUUCCGGGCGCUCUACUCGUACUUCCCCGACACCGAAGAGAUACAAAAGCUGACAGGAACAGGACCCAAGAGCAUCAGCAAGAAGAUGAUUGAUAAGCUGUACAAGUACAGCUCAGACCGGAAGCAGUUCACCGUCAUCCCUGCCAAGACUGUGUCAGUGAGCGUGGACGCCCUGACCAUCCACAACCACUUGUGGCAGGCCAAGAGGGGUACUGUGCCAAAGAAAAGUGGAAAAUAGCAGAGAACUGGAUUUGAAACCCUCCAUCAUCCGAAUCAUCCUCAUCUUGCUUUUUUCCUGAAUAGACUGCAUUGAUGCCCACAGCCAAGCUCGCCAUGCUCAGUUUGAAAACCUACUUGGGAGAGGCCAAAUUCAUGUACUUCUGGUCUUCUGUAGGUGGACCCAGGCAGAAACAUGGGAAAAGGUAUGUGUGUGUGUGUGUGUCACAGGUGGUCUGAGGGACUGGUGCUGGCAACAAAAAGGGAAACGCCAGCUGAAUUAGCUUCUUCUCCCUUUGAUCUUAGUGCAAUCUGUUUUGGUUUCUUUUGGUCCGGCUCUGUUUUUAAACAACCACGACUCAAGCAUGUGGCAUUUUUUUUUCUCUCUGUCUCUCCCAUAUGUGGUGGAUGUCCAUUCUUUUCCACAAAGUAUUUAUUAGUUCAGCACUGUCAUGGUCUAGAGCUCAGCUGCAGCACCAUUGUCCUUUCUUUUCCCGGAAGCACCUGUCCUUUGGACGAAUUCAGACAAAAUGAGGGGACAUUGGGGGAAUUUUGUUGCUGUUUUAAAAAAAUCUGAAACAAGGGACCUCUGUUCAACCCUUUAGGACUGUUGGACUGCCUUGCUGUCCCAUCUAAAAACUACAAUCUCUUCCUGCGUGGACUGUCAAAUCUGUUGAAUCAGGCUGGCAUUGCCGAUUUUGCCUCACCAGGGAUCUCCAAAAAAACCUGCUGCUCUGAACUGUCUUCUUCUUUUGUCACGGGGGAGCUCCUCACGUCUCCCUCAGACAUCCGUUGGCCUUUUACGCAUCGUGGUACUAUCGUCAAUUUUUUUCAACCGCUUUUUAAACUGUCGAUCGUGUAGCACUAAAUAUGUGUAUAGAAAAAAAAAAAACUAAAAAAACGGUCAUUUUAAAUACUUUUAUUUGUCAAAAACAUCCUUUUCUUCGAAGGUGUCAAAAGAGGGUCAAUGAUCUUGGUCUUUGUGCAGAAAUUAGGCGCUUUUUUGGUUUUGUUUCAGCUUUUAUUUUUAUUAUGAUUAAAGCAAUGCGGUGUAGAGUCUGAGCUGAUGUUAUGUGUUUUCAUCAUAACGGGAAUUCUCUGAUGUUUAGAGCUUAGGUGUGUUUUCUCUCCACUGGGCACUCUUGAAUUGUCCUGUAUAAAGGUGCACUCAUAAACACUGGCUUCUUUCAUGCAAUGUAUCUCUCUCCUUCCAUCCCAGAGUGUUUUUGUUGGCCUGUCCCAUCUUUAACCACAAGAGAGGCACACACACUCUUGUUGUGAAGGGUGUUUUUGCACCUCUCUGUUACCGCUUUGAAUGACAGUAUUUGAUAUAUUCACAAAGGGAGUUUCUGUGUGGGCGGGACGGGGGACUGUGGUUCAGUUAUAUACCAACAUUAAAGAACAUUCCUCCAAGAUGUUAACAAACACUGCCACAUCGUCUCUCUCUUCUCUCUGUCUUUUCAAAAAAA